Cryptomeria japonica (Japanese cedar) is the source of this 2266-nucleotide messenger RNA. RefSeq lists its product as uncharacterized. NCBI's taxonomy places the organism in Eukaryota, Viridiplantae, Streptophyta, Pinopsida, Cupressales, Cupressaceae. Gene Ontology annotation, molecular function: mRNA binding. The transcript has 2 exons. The record is from RefSeq and is a predicted model, not a curated record. Gene Ontology annotation, cellular component: endoplasmic reticulum; nuclear outer membrane-endoplasmic reticulum membrane network; ribonucleoprotein complex. Bases 452 to 2041 code for a protein of 529 amino acids. Gene Ontology annotation, biological process: intracellular mRNA localization.
CCCAAAACACGAGUAUAACAUUGGCAGUGCGUUCACGAAACCUUUCAUCACACAUUGAAUGGCUUUUAAGCGGUCCUACCAAUGGAACCAUUUCACCUCCCCCUCCCUCUGACAAAAAUAGUCAAAUGCUAUAAUUAGUAAUGCCAGUAUAAUAUCUGUCAAUACCUUCGUUCAAGAAUAGGCAACAAGCAAAGUCUUCACAUAGAUCCAACGAAUUUGGAAGUUUGAUCCGAAGAACUAGCUAAUGGGUUUUCAUUAACUACAAUUCGGUAGUCUGCAUUUCAUUGACUUGCUCGCCUCAUCUCUUGAAUCUAAUUUUUUAGAAUCGGGAGACUUGGAUCUAAUUUCUUUUGGAAUUGGGAGAGCUUGCUAGGUCAUUUCUUCUGUCAAUUGGGUAUUCUCAGAUCUUGUGGAGACAUCAUAAGUAGCUUCGGGUACCUAUUUCAGCAAUAUGGUUGCUUUGGGUUCUACCAUGGAUGGAUCCAAGGCAGUUGAGGUUGAGCAAGAUCAGAGAAAACCAUUUCCAGUGUCAAGGGUGAAAAGACCAGAGAGAUCUUCGAGGGAUGAAUUAAAUGGCCACAUUGCAAAGAUUUAUGAGGACAUCGAUGGCUUGCAAGGCAGAAUUGAGGAAAUUAACUCCAUAGUGGAUGGCAGACACCAGGGCAAGAACUCUUUGUCUGGACAGAUUAUUGAUGCAAGGAAGCGGCUCUCAGAACUCACCAUGCGAUUCAAGACUGUAUUGGAGGAGAAGAAGAACAUCAAGGAGGAGCUUGAAAUGGCAGACAAGGCUCGAGAGCAGAUGCGGCAAGAAGCAAGGUCACUCAGGGAUAAGCUUCCCUAUGUCAGGGUGGAGGAAAUUGAUGAAGAGAUAAGAAGGAUUGAGUAUAGAAUAGGCCAUACUUCUUUGAGCUCUCAGGAGGAGCAGAGACUGGUAAAUCAGGUAAGUAAUCUCAAGAAGUCAAGGGAUUUUGUCCAUGAAUAUACUGCAAAAACAGAGAAAUUCUCAGCAGAUGAGAGUUCGCGAUCUGCAUUGUUACAAACAAUCAAGGAGAAGGAUCAAAUACUCGAUGAAAUCAAGAAACAACAAGAAGAGGAAAGGAAAAAGUUUACUUCUUUGAAACAUAAGGAAAGCUCACAGCUUUCCGAUAUUCCAGCUCUUGUUGAAGAAAGACGUGUUGCCUUAGAAAAAGUUAAAAGUUUGAGGAAUGACAUUAUUGAACUGAGGAAAGAUUUUCAGCUCAAAGAACAGGAGUACUGGGUAAAGGAUAAGGAAUGGAAGCAACAACAGGCAAUGGAUAGAAAAUUGAGAUUUGAGAAAAGGGAAACAGAAAGGAAGGAAAGAGCAGAGGUUUGGAAACAGAAGCAGCUCGAGAAUUAUGUGCCUCCUUAUACAGAAGAGUUAAUAAUAUGCGACCAGCUUUUGUCAUACUUGCAGAAAUUUGUUCCCUUAGAGAAAGGAGUUCCCUCUGCACCACAGCAGGCAGGAACUGUUCCUCCUAAAGGUUUUGAAGAUUUGCAUGAGAUAAAAAAAAACCGGUCAGAUGAAGAUUUUGGAGACUGCUGGUUUGCUGGCAAUGGAUCUAGAGGGAAGCCUAAGAAGGCUAAAGGUUUGGCUAGUGGAAAACUAAAGGAGAAAAUAUUAUUGUCUUUUGAUGUGCUAUCUUCAUUUCAGAAAAUUGGUCUGAGAGCUCCCUUGACCAUAGGGGAUGCACAUGGGACUUUGGCUGACUUGAAGGCAAAGAAAGAACAAUAUUUAAAGCUUCAAUCUGAGGCUGGUGAUCCCGGAGAAAAUGGUACGAGUGAUUUGCCGCAGUCCCUUAAGGAAAUUACAGAUAUAUCAACAUUGAAAGAGGCUGGAACAAGCAGUAGCAGUGAUGGACAAAAAGAAAACAAUGAGAAUGACUUUUCUCUGGAUAAAGCUAUAGCUAAAGGAGAUGAUGCACUAGCUGAUGAUAAUAUUGGUGCUUCUAAUGAUGUCAAUGGUGUAUCAGAUAAGGCAGAUAUUGUUUCCAAUGGAGAUGCCAAUGGUAUAGAUCAUUAGGCUAUGUUAGAGCUUGGUAUAGAUAUGCUUUUGUGAAGGCAAUCUAUGGGGACUGUUAGAACAUUUGGGCUAUUGCAAAAGCCCCUUUCAUGGGAUGGCAAAAUUUGACAUUUGGCAUUGUAAUUUUCUUUCUGAUCAGAGCUCUGGUAAUUGGAACCAUAAUUGAUUUUGUAGUAUUUCUUUUGUUUAGAAAGGUAUUACAAAAUAAAGUACUAUUUUAUAACA